GGCUAAGUGGGCCCAGGAUUCCUUUGCCAGUCACUGCGCUCCGGCAAGAGCGAGUUCUACUGCGAAGCCACUGCACCGAACAGGUCUCUGAACGUCUCUGAAAGUCUUUUUUUCUCCUCCGUGUGCUGAAAGGAAAACUGUUAUCCUCUCCCCUGCCUUCUCUCACCAGGUGUGACUAGGUUGUCCCUUGGUAUCGUCUUUCCUUGGUCAUCUCUGUCCUGUCCCGUACCGCACUUCUGAAGAUAAGAGGCCUCUGUCUGCACCGACCUCGACUCACCACCUCGAGUCCCACACUGCCUUACCAGCCCUAAGGAGAGACUCCCCUGGUCGCCACUGACCCCCAGCAUGGCAGACGGUCGUCAACGUGAAGACAGCCCCCCCCAGUGGGAUCCGUCGGGGGCACAGGACCCCUCUCCCCCCCCAGCCCAUGGGGCUAAUGGCUACCCCCCCUCCUACAGGGCGUGCCAGCCAGGGACGGCUCAUGGAGCAGCACCACCCUCCUACACCGCCAGAGAGAAUGGCUUCAACGGCGACCAUGCAGUUACGGCUGAGCAAGUGUCUGCGCGGAUUGUGCAGGAGGUGACAGCCGAGGCAGUGGCAGUACUGAAAGGAGAACAGGAGACAAGACUGCCUUCAGUUGAAGACACGGCGAACCUGCCUCCCUCCCCUCCUCCCUCACCUGCUGCUGAACACUGCUUCGGACCCCUGGAUCAAGAUGUAGGGGAUGAGGAGGAGGAGGCCUGCCCUCUCCACCACUUCCAAAAUUCUCGGGAGAGGUGCAAGUUCCUCGCCCCCUCCAUCUCUGUGUCUAUGCCCGAGGAUGACCCCUACCACUCUGACGAGGAAUACUAUGAUCACCCCUUGUUCAGCCCUGAGUGGGAUCGCUCGGUCUCCUCUCGGCCCUCAGUGCCGGCCGCUGCCUUUAGACAGAUCCAAGAGACCGUCGAGGCUCUUACAGACACAUUCGAGGAGGAGGAGGAAGAGGUGUUGAUGUUGGAGGAGGAGGAGAUGGAAGGGGCAGCAGCAGAAAUCGUGGCAGCUCUUGAGGAGCUGUGGAGUGGGGAUGAGCCUGAGCUGGACAGCCCCCCAGCCGAGCCCUUAGAACAGGCAGAGGCCAUAGGCGAGGCCCAUACUGUGCCACCAGUGCAGGCCGAGGCAGCUAGUGCCGCCCCAGAAGGCCCUGACAGGAGGGUGGAGGAGAAAGAGGAGGAGGUGGCAGAGGCUGAGGGGGAGGAGGAGAGUCCUGAGGAAGCCUUGAAGAUGGACAUGGACAAACCAGACAGCGAGAGGAGUGGAUCCCUGAGCCCAGACUUCACUGAACAAGAGAGUCCAGCUUUCCUCAGCGGGGACCAUGCAGCAGCACCCCUGAUCCCCAAAACGGACAUGGAUCCCCCUUCCCCUUCUCUGUCCUCUUUACCUUCAAACAGCCAGAGCCAAGCCAAAGAGCUUAGCAAAAUGUCUAUACUGGAUGAACGUAAAACAGUCUCAGAGAAGCAACCGUCAGUGGAAGUUCUUGAGUCCAGUAACCUCACGACGGAUUCAGGGUCUGGGUUCACAAGAGCUGAAGACCGAGGUCAAGGACAAGGUGUCCCAUCUGACUCUAACAAAGACAAAUCGGGCAUGUCAGCUUAUUUCGAGACUUCGGCCCUGAAGCCAGACGAGGGAUCCAAGGGGGUUCAAGCAGAAGGUUAUUAUGAACUGAGCACCGCAGGAGAAGAGAAGAAGGUCUUAGGGAGCAGUUCCCCAACAGUUCCGUCACCCCUUGAGAUCAACUACAGCAUGCUGGCACAAACACAGUCAGUGGAGGAGAAAUCAGACACCAAGAAGAGUUUGAUGGGAGAUCAAAAGGAGACCUUACCAGCACUGGACAGGAGUAACGAAUGUCGGCUGUCUCCUGGGAAGCUGGCCCUGGAUCAAAGAAGCUACUCUCUCAACAUUACGAUUGGAUCGAUUGAUCCCAGUGGUCAUGGACUACCUAGAAACUUCUCCCCACUGGCCACGGAUAUCAUGUCUUUUACCAGCGGCAGUCUGGAGGAGUCUGCCAACUAUCUCCCAGUCACCACCCCGUCUGUGGAGAAGGAGCCGACACCCUUCCCUCCCCUGAUCCUGGAGACGGCAGCCUCAGUCACGUCCGACUCUUCAUCUCCUCCCCAUGACACAGCAACAGAGACCCCCGGUGAAAAGACCAGCCCCCAGGGGUCAGAGUCCCCAGAAUCUCCCUUCCCACCUAAAUACUACUACAAAAACGGGACAGUCAUGGCUCCUGACCUACCUGAAAUGCUGGACCUUGCGGGCAGCAGAUCUAGACUGGCUUCUGAGAACACUGACCCUGAGAUCAUGAGGAGGAAGUCUGUCCCUGCGGACGCCCAAGGCCUUGGCAGCGACUCCCUGGCUAACCUGGUUCUGGGGGACCAGAGUCAGAACCAGAGUCUUGCCAAGAGUGAGAGCCAGCUGGAGGAGUUGGGUUACUGUGUGUUCAGUGAGUACUCAGGGCCCAUGCCUUCCCCUGCUGACCUCCAUAGUCCCAUUGACUCCCCGCCCCAGCGCUUUACCCCUAUGGCUCUGGAGGAAAAGAUGGCGGAGGAGAAACUGAAAAUCGACGCCAGAGACAAACUAGCCGAAGACGAGAAGACCAGUCAGUUAGCUGAGAGCGCCGGUUCCAAUGAAAAGGAAGAAACCAAACAAAUGGGACAGAAGGAUUCAGCUUCAGAGGAAAAAGACAACAAAAAGAUCAGUCAUGAAAAUGUUUCCAUGGAAAACCAAAAAGACAAACCAGCUUCAGCUCUGAAGUCAGCCGAGUCCUUUGUAACUCCUACAGUGACGGUUACCCUGGAAGAGGAGGAGAAGCUAGGAGACAACGGACCCGAGACAGAUGCUGAGAUUGCUGCCUAUGAGAGGCAGAUCCGCCGGCUGGAGAUGGAGGACAGGCCCCUGAGCAUGGAGGAGGAGCGGGAGCUGCAGGAGCUCAGGGAGAAGGUGAAGGACAAGUUCCUGGUGCACCAGGAGGCAUACGAGGAGGUGGAUGCUGAAGACGUCUACCAACUGACUGGAGUUGCCAAGGACAGGAUCGGCAGGCCCGUUAGGCCCUCCCCAGCCUCCUCCGUGGAGAGUACCACAGAAGAAGACAAUGUUUCAGUUACAGAGACAGAGAAACCUAAACAGACGGGAGGUCAGACAACACCAACAAAGCUUGACGUCAUGGCAAUGUCUCCAUCUGUGUCAGGUGAUUGUGUGAGCACCACAGAAGAAGGCAAGGUUCCUGUUACGGAGACAGAGAAACCUAAACAGAAUGGAAGUCAGACAAUGCCAAAGAAGGUUGACAUCAUGGUGACGUCUCCAUCUCUGUCAGUUGGUGGUGUGAGCACCACAGAAGAAGACAAGGUUUCAGUUACGGAGACAGAGAAACCUAAACAGACGGGAGGUCAGACAACACCAACAAAGCUUGACGUCAUGGAAAUGUCUCCAUCUGUGGCAGGUGAUGGUGUGAGCACCACAGAAGAAGACAAGGUUCCUGUUACGGAGACAGAGAAACCUAAACAGAAUGGAGGUCAGACAACGCCAAAGAAGGUUGACAUCAUGGUGAUGUCUCCGUCUGUGUCAGUUGGUGGUGUGAGCACCACAGAAGAAGACAAGGUUUCAGUUACGGAGACAGAGAAACCAAAACAGACAGGAGGUCAGACAACACCAACAAAGUUUGAUGUCAUGGCAAUGUCUCCAUCUGUGUCAGGUGGUGUGAGCACCACAGAAGAAGACAAGGUUCCAGUUACAGUUACAGAGACAGAGAAACCUAAACAGACGGGGGGUCAAACGCCAACGAGGGUUGACAUCAUGGUGACUUCUCCAUCUGUGUCAGGUGAUGGUGUGGGAACCACAGAAGAAGAAAAGGUUCCAGUUACAGAGACAGAGAAACCUAAACAGACAGGAGGUCAAACGCCAACGAGGGUUGACAUCAUGGUGACUUCUCCAUCUGUGUCAGGUGAUGGUGUGAGCACCACAGAAGACGAAAAGGUUCCAUUCACGGAAUCAGAGAAACCUAAACAGAAUGGAGGUCAGACAACGCCAACCAAGGUUGACAUCAUGACGACGUCUCCAUCUGUGUCAGGUGGUGGUGGGAGCACCACAGAAGAAGAAAAGGUUCCAGUUACGGAAACAGAGAAACCUAAACAGAAUGGAGGUCAGACAACGCCAACCAAGGUUGACAUCAUGACGACGUCUCCAUCUGUGUCAGGUGGUGGUGGGAGCACCACAGAAGAAGAGAAUGAGAAAGUUAGUGAAGAGAAGCUGAAGAAGGAGCAGGUUGUUGAGGUCAAAGAGAAGACCAUGGAAGAAAAGAAAAAGGUAGAGGGGGAGGAGGAGGAUACAGAGCAGGCAGUGGAACCAGAGGAAAUCAUGAUAAAGAUAAAAGCAUCAAUGCCUGUAGAGAAAGAAGAGAAAGUUGAGAAGGAUAGAAUGACAAACAAGGAGGAAGAGGAGGAGGAAGAUAGUGAAGUUCUGGCAGGGGCAGCGGUGAUUGAUGUUCAAGAACCCAGAGCUGCCAUAGAGUCAGUGGUGACCGUUGAAGAUGACUUCAUCACUGUAGUCCAGACCAUCGACGAGGGUGAGGAGCCAGGACACAGCGUGCGUUUUUCCGCUCCGCCCGAGCCUGAGACACCAGAGGAGGAGGAGGAGGAGUCCCAGGAGGUGGAGAUCAUGGAGGCAGCUAGUCUGGAGGAGGUGGGGGAUGUCUCAGAGGAGGCCCUUGAGAAGGAGGUGCAGGCCUCCCCAGAGAAGGAGGUGCAGUUGGAGACCGAGGGACAGACAGAGAGCUACGACAGAGACGAGACCACCAUGGACGACUCCAUCCUAGACAGCUCUUGGGUCGACACUCAAGAUCUCUCCACUGUAGAUGUGGAUGAUGACAUGAGCAUGGCUACCGAGCAGAUUGAUCCCCUUAGAGCCGACCGGGUCCCAGCCCCACCAGUCAAGAAGUACAAGACUCUCCAGCAGCAGAAGCAGGAAAAGCAGCCAGUGAAGCCCAAGGCUAAAGGCGGGCGUGUGAAGGGGCGCGAGGGGUGCGUCUCCACCCCUGAACGUAAACCCGUCCGCAAGGAGACGGUCUAUAUCCCCAGGGAAGACAUCAAGAAGAAAAAAGCCGUGAUCAAGAAGACUGAGCUGACUAAGAAAGCAGAGACGCGCUCCUCUCCAUCCCGGAAGAGUGUGUUAAAGCCUACUGCGGUCCGACACCCACGUCCCGCCCAGCCCCAACCCCACCCCUGUGCUAGGAGGAAACCUACAGUGGGUGUACCAGAAGGUCGUCGGCCCCUCAGUGUUGCUAGACAGUCUCGGGACAGAGCCUCAGAUGGCGGUUCGCAGAGCCCAAAGAGGUCGUCCCUGCCCCGGCCUGCCUCUGUCCCGCGGCCUGCCUCGAUCCUGAGCCGGCGUACCCACCACCAACCACAUGACCAGGAGGAGAGCUCCACCUCUAUCACCAGCUCCGGCUCUACCGCACCCCGUAGACCCACGUCAUUCAGUACAGAGGUCAGGGCGGAGCAUAGGACAGGACGCGCCCCUAGUUGGACAGGCACACAGUCGAUGCGUUCCCGUUCACUGUGCACCACAACCCGCACCCCAGGGUCCACAGCCAUCUCCCCUGGGACUCCUCCCAGCUACAGCUACUCCUGCCGCACACCUGGGACCCCUCUCACCCCUGGCACACCCCGUUCUCGAAGCCUGCUGCAGGAGAAGAAGGUGGCUCUGCUCCGCACCCCUCCCAAGUCACCUGCCACCACUCCCAAACAGCUCCGCAUCCUUAACCAGCCUCUGCCCGACCUCAAGAACAUCAAGUCCAAGAUCGGCUCCACAGACAACAUCAAGUACCAGCCCAAGGGGGGACAGAUUCAGAUUUUAAACAAGAAGCUGGACUUCAGUCACGUACAGUCAAAAUGCGGAUCCAAGGAUAACAUGAAGCAUUCUCCUCGUGGAGGCCAUGUGCUUAUUCCCAGUGUUAAACUGGACUUUAGCCAUGUUCAGUCUAGGUGUGGCUCCCUGGACAAAAGACAGUAUGCUGCGGGAGGGGGAAAUGUGCAGAUUCAGACCAAGAAGAUUGACCUGAGUCACGUGACCUCCAAGUGUGGAUCGCUGGACAACAUCCGCCACCGGCCAGGGGGAGGUAACGUGCGCAUAGAGAGUGUGAAGCUGGACUUUAAAGACAAGGCCCAGCCCAAGGUGGGUUCCCUGGAUAAUGCACACCACACCCCUGGUGGAGGCCACAUUAUGAUCGAAAGCCACAAGCUGUUGUUCCGUGAUACGGCCAAGGCCCGGGUGGACCACGGGGCGGAGAUCAUCAUGACCCAGUCUCCGGAAAUGGGCAUGUCAGGGACGGUGUCCCCCCACCGCGACAGCCACCUGUCCUCCUCUGGCAGCAUCAACUUGCUGGAGUCUCCACAGCUAGCCACUCUAGCUGAAGACGUCACCGCCGCCCUGGCCAAGCAGGGCUUGUGAGCGCCUUGACCCCCUCAGCCAAGGCACCGGAUCUCUUGACCUUCCCCCUGCCUCCAGUCCACCCCAGCCCCGGACACCUUCCCCCUGCCAACAGUCCACCCCAGCCCCGGGACACCUUCCCCCUGCCAACAGUCCACCCUAGCCCCGGGACACCUUCCCCCUUCCAACAGUCCACCCCAGCCCCGCGACACCUUCCCCCUUCCAACAGUCCACCACAGCCCCGGGACACCUUCCCCCUGCCUCCAGUCCUGACCCCCUCAACUUGCCUCAAGUUCAACCUGACCCCAAGCCUUGGACUCCCUCACUUGCUUCUAGUCCAGCCCAAGUUUCCUCAUCAUGCCUCCACCCAGCCUCCAAUCUCCCUUCAGUCCACCCCCAGCCUCGGGUACCAAACAGCCCACACAAAUCUCUGCCUCAACCCUGCCUCAACCCCACCCUGCCUCAACCCCACUCUGCCUCAACCCCACUCUGCCCCCCGGACACCUUCUCUGUGCCUCCACCCAGUCUCUACCCUUCCCUGCUACCUGCCAUGCGGUCCAUGUCAAACACCCUCACCCCACCAUGCCUCCCAUCCAUCCCAGGCCAUGGACACCCUGACCCCACCAUGCCUCCCAUCCAUCCCAGGCCAUGGACACCCUGACCCCACCAUGCCUCCCAUCCAUCCCAGGCCAUGGACACCCUGACCCCACCCUGCCUUCUGUCUAUUCCAGGCCCUGAACACCCUGAACCCAACCUGCCUCCCGUCCAUUCCAGGCCCUGGACACCCUGAACCCACCCUGCCUUCCGUCCAUUCCAGGCCAUGGACACCCUGAACCCAACCUGCCUCCCGUCCAUUCCAGGCCCUGGACACCCUCUUCCCACCCUGCCUUCCGUCCAUUCCAGACCCUGGACACCCUCUUCCCACCCUGCCUUCCGUCCAUUCCAGACCCUGGACACCCUGAACCCACCCUGCCUUCCGUCCAUUCCAGGCCAUGGACACCCUGAACCCACCCUGCCUCCCGUCCAUUCCAGGCCCUGGACACCCUGAACCCAACCUGCCUCCCGUCCAUUCCAGGCCCUGGACACCCUGAACCCACCCUGCCUACCGUCCAUUCCAGGCCAUGGACACCCUGAACCCACCCUGCCUCCCGUCCAUUCCAGGCCCUGGACACCCUCUUCCCACCCUGCCUCCCGUCCAUUCCAGGCCCUGAACACCGUGAACCCAACCUGUCUCCCGUCCAUCCCAGGCCAUGGACACCCUCUUCCCAUCUUGCCUUCAGUUCAACCACCCAGGCUCCCUCACCCUGUCCCAGGCCUCUCGUCAACCCCAGCCCAGAUGCCCAGACACCCCACCCAUCCUGCAGCAGCUUCAUACUCACCGCCUGAUGGAGCUGCCUACCCCACCCUAUGUCAACAAGACAAAUGAAGAAAAAACAACAACCCUUAUGGAACUAGAGACUAUUUAGAAAGUACUUUUGGUCAAUUGUUUGUUGAUAUUUCCAUUUCAAGUACUUGUACUUUUUUUCUCCAUCUUUUAUCUGGUGUAUUUUUUUUAAUGCUGCGUAUAGAUAGAUAGUGUCCAAGCACUGACUCAAGAUCAGCUGUAGCUCUUUGCACAACAUAAUCUGGGUAUGGGCCAGGUAUAGGGUGGGCUGGUCUCUGUUCAGUUCUUACGAGCAGCCUUUUCUUACACUAAGUAGGAAGUCACGUGGCCAUGCCCAUACAGUACUCUACCCAUGCCAUGCCGCCAGCACGUCUUGUUUUGCUCAGUAAAGUGCAUGGACGCCAGACUCAACAUUCACCAUACAUCAAGCAUCCUUGCAGCUAGUCCCAGAUCCAAUAUAUAAUAAAUAUAUAAACAAUAUAUUGAAAAUAUGUAUAAAUAUACCAGCUCUUUGUCUUCAACAACAUCUCUUCGAAAAACAAUUUUAAAAAAGUGAUUAGUCCUAUAAGUAUCUUAUACCUGAAAAAUUGCAUUAUUUCAAUAACUAGAUAAUGGUAUGAUGAGCAUGUAUUGAUUCUAGUUACAAAGGCUAUUUUCUAUUUCAAAUAAAAGGAUUUUAGUAAGUUAUUUCCUUAAUCAUUGGAUAGAAAAAUUAACACUUCAUGUUUUUGUAGAUAUUAGUUGACUAGUAUGUUAUGCUUGUUGAAGUUGACUUCAGACAACUGUGCUGGUAUUGCUAAGGAGUACAUCUUCCAGGCCUGCAACAGAGUACUAAAGGCCCUGCGAAUGACUAGCGCCCUGUCCUGGGGGUGUACAGUAGUUGUACAUCAAGCUGCCUCCCAUUACAGAAACAGGAGAUAAGCUCCUGCCCCUAUGGGCCGUUCUGGCUCGGACCAGGCUUACUUUAAUUACAGAGAACUAACCAAUGCUACUCUCUCUGGGAGCUGUUCUUCUAAAAGGCUGCUUAGCCAGUCCUAGUCUAGUUUAAGAGGAUGCUGCUUUGAUUCUCAUCUCAAAUAUCCCAGUUCAAAAGAAACGUUGAUAUAGCUAGGAGCUCACAGAAGCUGUGAUCACAAUCCAUUCACCAUGCUAGCAAUAGGCAUUGGAUGGCUGUAAGAUAUUUUAGUCCAUAGUGUUCGAUGAACACCCCAAGGCUCUCAGAGCAGGCUGAGAUUGAACUCACGAGGGCUUGCAGUUGUCUGAACCAUAUUGUGGAUGAAGCUAUUAUUUAAAGAUUACAUUUACAAAGCAGCUGUGGAACUCUGGACCCUGUGUCCCUACAGUUCACUUCUGGAUGCUAGGUUUGUUUUGUGUAAAACAUUUAGGGGGGAAAAGAAAGGGGGAAAAGAAAUAAAACUUUAAAAAAAAGGAAACUCAACAAGUCAUGUUGCAUCUGUUUGAUAAAGUGUUCCUCUAUAUUUUUUCUGUCGCUAUUUUGUGGUAUUUAUUCCUCCUUCUUUUAGUAUUAAUGUUUGCUUCUGUGUUCGUUCUGCACCCCCCUAUCCCCUAUCCCCUACCCCCUAAUCCCGAUCCCCUAACCUCUACCCCAACCUACAGCAACUGUAAAUGUAAUUAAAAGUAGAUGUACGCAGUUUUUCUCCUGUUGAUAUGAUACUGAUAACAAAAUGCUCUUAACAAUUAAAGACAAUAAAAACAAUGAAAAACACUCUCGUCGUGAGUAUUUCCAAACUUUUUGGAGAUUAUGGUUACCACCUAUAAUGUUGUGUGGGGGAUCUAUACUUAAAGAAAGAGAUUCAAGCAUGUUUUUAAAAUAUUUUAAUCAUUCUUUCAGAGGCAACAAGAAUACGAACAUUUGGGCCACCACCAGUGUUUAUCUGUUUUAACCUCUCCCCUAUAGCUACACUAAGAAUGAGUCCCAAAUGGCACCCUAUUGGGCUCUAGUCAAAAGUAGUGCACUAUAUAGGGAUUAGAGUGCCAUUUGGGACACAAGCCUCACUCUCCGCACUCUCCCGCAGAGCAAAGAAUAAGAGCUGCGACACCGGAGGGUUCUUGAAAAGUUUAUUUUGUGAAAUAGCGGAGGAGAAAAAUUCAUUAAGACAUAGGGGAGAGUGAGUUUUGAUGGCCAGUCUACAGCAAAGCCAGUCACCUCUACUGGCCCAAUCCAGGCAGCAAGUAAGGGAUGGAAUGGGUAGCUCCUCCCUACCCCCUUUCCUUUACCGAACCACGGUGGAGAGGCAUACCCCGCCAAGAUGGCGGGGGACAAG
Messenger RNA from Salmo salar (Atlantic salmon), 10128 nucleotides. The record is from RefSeq and is a predicted model, not a curated record. NCBI's taxonomy places the organism in Eukaryota, Metazoa, Chordata, Actinopteri, Salmoniformes, Salmonidae.